This is a messenger RNA of Anopheles coustani, 354 nucleotides long. RefSeq lists its product as uncharacterized. The annotation marks the transcript as partial. The transcript has a single exon. The record is from RefSeq and is a predicted model, not a curated record. Lineage: Eukaryota; Metazoa; Arthropoda; Insecta; Diptera; Culicidae.
AUGAGAUGUUGGACAGGAAUUAGUUUUACGAUGGCUAGCAAGGAGACGACACUGGAGCUGAUCGAGGAUUACCGGAAGCUUCCGGUCCUGUGGAGCAAGAAGCAUCCGCUGUACAAACAUCGCCAGACACGGUUAAAGCAUCUAAGGGUUCUGGCCAAAAAAUACGGUGUUAAGGAACCCGUCAUGGAGAAGCGGAUUCACAACCUAAGGUCGCAAUUUACGCGCGAGCAUAAAGAGCAGUUGAAGAAAACCAAAGACCCACUUCCGAGGCGCUCCUGGUACGGAUACGAAAAGAUGCUGUUUCUGAAGGACGACUGGCAAGGUGUGGAGGGAGGAGAUGCAAAUAGCGAGGGC